This is a messenger RNA of Nipponia nippon (crested ibis), 2321 nucleotides long. It is a transcript of the gene RUFY1, whose product is annotated as RUN and FYVE domain containing 1. Gene Ontology annotation, biological process: regulation of endocytosis; protein transport. Gene Ontology annotation, cellular component: cytoplasm; intracellular membrane-bounded organelle. Lineage: Eukaryota; Metazoa; Chordata; Aves; Pelecaniformes; Threskiornithidae. Gene Ontology annotation, molecular function: metal ion binding. The record is from RefSeq and is a predicted model, not a curated record.
CUGCAGGCAGGCAGGCAGGCAGGCAGGCAGGCAGGGCGUGGGGCUGCCAGCUCGAUUGCUCAUGACUAGUGUCAUAUGAUACGUCAAAGAUGGCUGAAGGGGAGAGUUGCACCGCAUCUGCCGCGGAAAUAAAAGAAGACUUUGAGAUUAUUGACAAAAACCAGAUUCCUAAUACGACUGAGUUGAAAAACGAGGAAAAAGAGAAAACGGAAGAAGCGAGGUGGUCUGCUCCUAUCUUGUCGCUGGCCAAGAAAGCCUCUGAAAACUUAGCGCUGAGCUAUGGCAACGCUGUGAAGUCUGCAUCUUUGGUAGGAUUCAUAUCCAAACCAGUCAGCAAUGACAGCACAGCAAAAACAAGUGCGCGAUACCACGCCAUGGAGGAGCGUGCCAACCUCAUGAACAUGAUGAAGCUCAGUAUCAAAAUCCUGAUCCAGUCGGCCCUGAGCCUGGGCCGGACCCUGGACUCCGACUUCCCUCCCCUGCAGCAGUUCUUCGUGGUGCUGGAGCACUGCCUCAAGCACGGGCUGAAAGUGAAGAAGACUUUCAUUGGACAGAACAAAUCGUUUUUUGGUCCUUUGGAGCUAGUGGAAAAACUUUGUCCUGAAGCAUCGGAUAUAGCAACUAGUGUUAAAAAUCUGCCGGAGUUGAAGACUGCUGUGGGAAGAGGAAGGGCUUGGCUUUAUCUAGCACUCAUGCAAAAGAAACUGGCAGAUUAUCUCAAAGUACUCUUGGACCACAAGCAUCUAUUAAGUGAAUUUUAUGAACCUGAUGCACUGAUGAUGGAGGAGGAAGGAGCAGUCAUUGUCGGUCUGCUAGUUGGACUGAAUGUUAUUGAUGCAAACCUUUGCUUGAAAGGAGAAGACUUGGACUCCCAGGUUGGAGUGAUUGAUUUUUCCUUGUACCUUAAGGAAACACAGGAUAGUGAUGGCAAACAAGAUGGAGGGAUUACAGCUGUCCUUGACCAGAAGCAUUAUGUGGAAGAACUUAACCGACAUCUAAGUUGCACGGUUGCAGAUCUUCAGAACAAAAUCGACUGUUUAGAAAAGACCAAUUCAAAACUCCAGGAAGAGCUUGCAGCAGCAACUGACCGAAUUGGAUCACUUCAGGAAGAGCAGCAGCAGUUAAAACAACAAAAUGAAUUAAUUCGUGAACGGAGUGAAAAAAGUGUAGAGGUGACAAAAGAGGAUACAAAAGUAGAAUUGGAUACAUACAAGCAGUCACGCCAGGGUCUUGAUGAAAUGUACAGUGAUGUUUGGAAGCAGUUGAAAGAAGAAAAAAAAAUUAGGCUGGAACUAGAGAAAGAGUUGGAGCUACAAAUUGGAAUGAAAACAGAAAUGGAAAUUGCCAUGAAACUUCUGGAAAAAGAUACUCAUGAAAAACAAGACACUUUAGUUGCACUUCGCCAACAGUUAGAAGAAGUGAAGGCUAUUAACUUGCAGAUGUUUCACAAAUCUCAGAAUGCAGAGUAUUCAUUACAACAGAAAACAGAAGCAAUAUCCUCUUUUGAAGGAAAAACAAAUGAGAUGAUGUCCUCUAUGAAACAAAUGGAAGAGAGAUUGCAGCAUGCAGAAAAGGCAAGGCAGGCUGCGGAAGAAAGAUGCAACAAGAUGAAGCAAGAGCUUGCUGGCAGGCUUGACACUUGUCGGCAACAGAUGUCUCAGCUGGAUAGCAAAUGCUCAACUCUGGAAAAGGAGUUAAAAUCUGAAAAGGAACAGAGACAAACUUUGCAAAGAGAACUACACCAAGAGAAGGAUGCUACCACUCUGCUUAAAACAGAAUUGCAACAAAUGGAAGGCCUAAAAAAGGAACUGAGAAAACUGCAAGAUGAGAAGCAGCAGUUAGAGAAAGUCUGUGAGGAGCAGGAGCAAGCUCUUCAGGAAAUGGGACUUCAUCUCAGCCAAUCAAAGUUAAAGAUGGAAGAUAUUAAAGAAGUAAAUAAAGCGCUAAAGGGUCAUACCUGGCUGAAGGAUGAUGAAGCAACUCACUGCAAGCAAUGUGAAAAGGAAUUCUCUAUCUCAAGAAGGAAGCAUCACUGCAGAAACUGUGGGGACAUCUUCUGCAACACCUGUUCCAGUAAUGAACUUGCACUGCCAUCGUACCCUAAACCUGUCCGUGUCUGUGAUACUUGUCACACUUUACUACUUCAGCGGUGUUCAUCUAAUUCCUCCUAAGGCUUUCAUAACCUCAACAGGACCACUUUAACAUUGGAAAAGUAGCCAUUAUUUUUUUAAUUCUGAACUCCGGGCGUCUUCUGUGCAGCAGACUGUCUGGUCUCUAGUAUUUUCCACCGUAAGACAGAGCAGUGUAAAAUAACGUGUAGG